GACCUGAUCAGUGGGAAGAAAUAAAGGCGACUUAAGGGUUUGGCUCACAGGAAUUGUCAUGUAAUUUCUAAUCAGGUUCGUAGAUUGAAGUAGCAUGAGUGAGAGAUCAGAGUGUCCUCGUUGAGACGAGGUUGACAUUAAAAUGUUUCUCCCCUUCCCCUGGAUCCUGGGAACUUCUGAAUCGAUGCCUUUUGAUUCAAACCCAAUAGACUCUUUUUUUCAAGGUCUUGUGGGUGCAUGUGGAAUAUCAGUGGUGUGCAAUUUGAUGAGAGUUUACUACUUCCUUCAAACAUUCAGUGAUUCUGAAUCUGAAAAUGAAAGCAAACAGAGAUCAUCCUCACAGAGCAAUGUUUUGAGAGGGAACUGGAAAACAUCUCUCCAGUUCUGGUCUCUGGUGGUCCUCCUGUCCCUGGUGGGCUCGAGGGUUUCCUCUCUGAUAGUGCUGGAGUUUUCUCUCCGAGCUGUUUCUGCCUGGGCAUCAUCAGGACUGGACGCCAAUUGCAGAAGCCUAGACUUGCUCCUCAUCCAGAGCCAGUUCUCCCUGGGUUGCGGCCUCACCUGUACUCUGGUAUUCCUCCAUCAGGGGGCUCCACGCAGCUCCUUCAACUUGUUUCUAGCAGCUGCUCUCAGCUGGGCACUGGCAAGCAUCAGCCACAGUCUGUGGAGCCAUGUGGCUAGACUCUACCCACUACAUAGCACAGAGCGUUACUGUGGGAAAUGCAUCACCCUCCUGACCUCCGGACACGCCAUAUUGGCUUCUCUGCAAAGAGCGGUUGUCUUGGCCUUUGCUCUAGCAACUGUGGCUUCCACCGCUACAGUUUAUGACCACUUCCUGUCCCAGAAGGAUGCUCUAAAGUCUCCAUUGACACUCUGCUACACUAUGUUGGUGGUCUAUGUUCAAGAGGACCAGAAUCGGCAGACUGGAACAAAAGCCUUGUUGGACACUGUAGUGGUGCGACUGGGAGGCUUACUGGUGCUCAUGCUGACCAUGGGUUACUGGUCUGAUGUCCUUCACGUCCUCAUCACUUUCCUGGGUGAAGCCGCAUGCCUGCUGCCCUCUCAGGACCUGCUGCAAUCUGUGUUAGAGGAGGAAGACACAAGCUCAAGCGAAUCCAGUCACAAACCAAAGGAACGCAGACGGAAAACAUCAGAUGUAGGGUGAUGGUGUACCUGCAGUCUACCUCAAAUAUCAAUGACUACCUCCAACGUCAAGAUGUGCUAAUACUUGAUAUUAAUAAUAAAAUAAUAAAAGGAUUACUGUGACUGUUUUUGAGUCUUGAGACAUAAAGAGACUGUUUUUGUUGUUCUGGAUGAUGUUUUUUCUGUAUGACACAGCAUAAUUAUACCAAACCCAAGUCGUUUAAUAAAAGUCUUGAAAGCUACACAGCAGCUGUCUCCAAUGUGGUCAUGGACAGAAAGUAUUAAUUACAUGUACUCAGUGUUGAACUCAAG
Messenger RNA from Larimichthys crocea (large yellow croaker), 1452 nucleotides. Its product is annotated as transmembrane protein 82-like. NCBI's taxonomy places the organism in Eukaryota, Metazoa, Chordata, Actinopteri, Sciaenidae. The record is from RefSeq and is a predicted model, not a curated record.